Messenger RNA from Prorocentrum cordatum, 982 nucleotides. Lineage: Eukaryota; Dinophyceae; Prorocentrales; Prorocentraceae. The record is from the annotation of a GenBank genome assembly.
AGGCGGAGCCGUCUGCAGCCGCAAGGCUCGCCGCGGAGGCGUGGCUGCGGGGCCUCCUGCACUGGCUGCGCGACGAGUCCUUCAUCGGCGUGGUGGCCGAGUGGUCCUGGGACUGGUGCCUGGAGUUCCCCAAGGAGCGGGUGAAGCCCGAAGAGGUGGAGCACAGCCUGCACUUCACGGCGGCGCACACGCAGUACAGGGAGUUGUUCGAGGCGAGGGCCCAGGAGUACCAGGAGCACCAGGGAGGAGCAACCGACGGCAUGCUCCGCUCGGUCAUGGAGCUGUUGCACAGCUGCCCUGGUGAGGCGUGGGUCGAGGAGCUCCUGGAAGGGUUGUCGGCGAGUGAGGAUUACCAUUGCUUCUUCAACUACAUGAGCGCGGUGCGAAGGCGUCGGGAGUGGGCGGAGAGGAGCAUGUGCGGGUCGCGAGACGAGAUCAAUUGGCCCGAGCUCGUCAGGACGUCUCUGAGGAGGGACCUCGGCGACGUCACCGUGGGCGACGAGUCGGAUGUGGAGUCAAUCGAGUGAGACAUGUUAAUCUCGGUAUCGUUUAACCGAUCUCCAUCAGAACCCUGGGCUCAAGCCCUUUCCGGGAAAAGCUGCAGGAGGCGCGAGGGCUUGGAGGGGCCCCCGCGCCUUUCGAGCAGGCCCGGGCCCUCUCCUCCCCCCCCCCUUGGCUCGCCGCGGAAGCUCGGCCCCUCGGCCCUCCUACGGCGUCGUCUCGUGCAGGCAGCGCCACCCCUCACUCCGCGCAGGCUGAGCAGGAUGCUAUAGGAUGCUAUAGGAUGCUAUUUCGUCCCCCGAUGCUGCGCGUCUCUGCUCGCCCCGAGGCUCGGAAAUACUGGGGCCGCCGAAGGCGGCGUGUAGUGGCAGCACACAUCGCUCUCUCCUGCGGAGGCGCGACAAGGUGAGCGAGACCAAACGCGCUGGCGACUCCCUCCUUCUUCGGCCCUCAUCUCUCAUCUGUUUUCCUUCCCUCCUUC